Molecule: messenger RNA, 1925 nt
Organism: Phoenix dactylifera (date palm)
Lineage: Eukaryota; Viridiplantae; Streptophyta; Magnoliopsida; Arecales; Arecaceae
Product: ribosome biogenesis protein WDR12 homolog
Biological process (GO): ribosome biogenesis
Molecular function (GO): protein binding
Source: RefSeq, a predicted model, not a curated record
CUCCGCCCCGUCAUCAUCCACUCCCGACCAAAACCCUAACCCUUGCUCAAAUCGCUCCCUCUAUUAUUUUCCCCCUUUUCUCCCUCCGACCUCCGCCGUCUCACGGCCGACGAGGUUCUCCGAUCACCACAGCAUCAGAGAGAGAACGAGAGAGAAAGAGAAAGGGAGGGAUAUUGAUACGAGAUGGAUGCCAAUGGCGGCAGCGCGGAGGCCUCGAGGCAGAUGCGCGUCCGCUUCACCACCAAGCUCCUGCCGCCGCUGCGAGUCCCGACCACCUCCCUCGCCGUCCCCUCCAAUCUCACUCGAAUGGGCCUUUCGGAGAUCGUCAACCAUCUCCUGAAGAGCUUGGAUUCUGAGUUCCUGUUUCAACCGUUUGACUUUCUUGUCGACGGCGAGCUCAUACGAAUGCCGUUGGAGCAGUUCCUGUUGGCCAAGGGCAUCUCAGCAGAGAAAGUUCUUGAAAUCGAAUACAUAAAGGCUGUAGCUCCGAGAAAACAGGAGGAUUCUUGUUUGCAUGAUGAUUGGGUCAGUGCUGUCGAUGGUUCUAACCCAAGUUUCAUACUAACAGGGUGCUAUGAUGGUCUUGCAAGGAUAUGGAAAGGUGGAGCAGUAUGUUCACACAUUUUUGAGGGGCAUAGUGGUGCAAUUACUUCCGCAAGUGUCAUCAAUCGCGAAGGAGUUGAGAGUGAAAACAGCUUCUUUGUGGCAACAGGUUCAAAAGAUCGGUCAUUGAGACUGUGGAAGUUUGAUACAACUGAACAUGUGGAGCAUCCACUGAGGAUCAGAGCAUAUAAAAUUCUUAAAGAACACACAUCAUCUGUUCAGAGCAUCUCUUCAUCCCCUUCUGGAGAUAUGGUAUGUUCAGGUUCGUGGGACUGCUCUAUCAAGUUGUGGAAAGUAAAGGGGUCUGAAGCAGAAGGUGAUAUAGUGUCAAUAAAGAAGAGAAAGCUUCAUUCUGCUGCAGCAGAACAUGAAGAGUCUCUGUUGGAGGGCACCUCUACUUCAACAGUUGUUGGACAUACACAGUGUGUUUCUUCAGUUGUGUGGCCAGAGCUUCAGACUAUAUAUUCUGCAUCAUGGGAUCAUUCUGUCAGACAAUGGGAUGUUCAAACAGGCAACGAGACCUGGAACAUGGUCUGCGGAAAAGCAUUAAAUUGCCUCCAUGUUGGUGGAGAGAGAUCUGCACUUGUAGCUGCAGGUGGCUCUGACCCAGUUUUGAGGAUAUGGGAUCCUCGAAAACCAGGAACUCUGGCUCCUAUCCUUCAGUUUUCAUCUCAUUCAUCUUGGAUCACUGCUUGCAAGUGGCACACGAGGUCAUGGUUUCAUUUGUUAUCGGCUUCUUAUGAUGGGAAAGUGAUGUUGUGGGAUUUGAGAACAGCGUGGCCAUUGGCAACUGUAGACUCGCACAAAGACAAGGUACUAACUGCAGACUGGUGGAAAGAUGAUAGUAUAAUAAGCGGAGGAGCUGAUUCAAAGCUUUGCGUUUGUUCUGGAAUUGCAAUCUAGUGUAGCACAGGAGCAGCAAGUAUUCAUCACACUGCAAUCACAUUCCAGAAAGUUAGCUGAUGAGAGUGCAGAACAUGGUGGGUGCAAGUAAUGUCACUUGACGUAUUUUUUGGUCAUCACCAUCCUGACCCAGUAAAUGUGCAAAGAAGCCUUUCAGCCGAUCUGGUUCAGAAUAUGAUUAAUUGUACUGUUUUAUUUAAGGACAUAUAUUAUUAUUAGAUGUUAUGUAUGCUAUUGUACCACGAGAUGGUACUUUAAUUCGAAGGAUGUCGUGAUUGUCGAUCAAAAUGAGUGUUAUAUUACUCUUAUUCAUCUGAAAGGGAGGAGGGGGGGAUGAAGUUUAAAUGAUGGACCAAUCCCUGAUGAACAAUUAAGUGCCAUUAAUGAGAAUCACACCUUUUAUUAGUUCUUUGAUGUUA